UUCGUUGCCAUUGACGAGCGAGGAUGACAGCAGGUUUGGUUACGUUGAACAGCAGGAGAAUUUGCUACAACUAUGGAUAUGGGUACAUGUAAUCAAACGGACAAAGUGAUGAAGCGGGGAAGGCAACCGAAUGCGCCCUCGCGGAGAAGUGUUUGCUGGAUUGAGUUUCUAGAGCAAUUGAUUUAAAUCGACGUUACCAAGUUUAAUUUCACAUGCAUUCAAAUACAAAAAGAGCCAUACGGGCAGCCUCCCAGAACAGACGGUAAUCUAAACAGCAUUUUAGCUGUUUCAUGCCUUGGGGCCCCUGUGCAGCAUGUGUAAUUUGAGGGAGAGAGGUGACAUCAGGUAGUUUUAUGCUGAAGAGGAAUCCCAGCCCCAGAAAUUAGGACUAAUUUAAAGACAGCUUAACGUGUAUAAAGUUGCUGGCCCUUCUAAUUCCCUUGAGUGUGACAGUAGGAGCCAAGGAGACUGCCGGCAGCACCCCCACUGCAAUAACAAUGACGCAGAGACUCGGGAGUUACCUGGUGACGGGUCGAAGAGGAACAGACAAAAAAUGAAGAAAAUGCCAAAGGCAAAGCAGUCUUCCUGUCUGGAAAGUGGGCCCACGCAGUGCUUGAGGACAGCUCACUCUGAGCCUUACCAUUGCCUUGAUCUGAACAGGAGAUUACUUUUUUAAUUUGAUCAAUAAUAAAGUGAAGCAUGUAAAUCAGAAUGCAUUGACAAUAAGAGUUACAGAAGAUCUUGUCACUUGGGGUGUCAAAUCAGAAAAAAAAAAAAAACCUUAAAACUUGUAUCAAGUUGUCUACCGAUACAGAUAUUAGAGGUCCUUGGAGAUUUUCACAAGCAGGUUUUAUCAGAUUUUUAUUAUGUUUUAUUUUUUAUUUUUUUUACUGCUUGUGGUCAGGAAGCCCAUUUACAAAUGAAAAAUAUAUGAAGCAAAUGAAUCUUUUAAAAGAGAUUUGAAAAAGCUAACAGGACUUUUUGAGCAUUAUCUUUCUAAAUGGAACAGGCAUACAAAGGUAUUCCGGCUCUUUCCGUGGGAGCAGCUAUGCAGAGCUAAGUGAGUGUGGAGGAUGACGGCGGUGUACAUGAAUGGGGGGACUCUGGGGAGUCAGCGUUACGCCCGGUGGAGCCGACAGGACAGUGCCGAGGACUACCCCUGCACCGAGCGCUACACUGAGGAGGAGGGCGGCAGGCUGCGGCGGCUGACUGCCUUCGAGAAGCUGACCCUGGACAUGUCCCACGAUGAGAAGGUGGUGAAAGAGCUCACCCUGGGCAAGAGAAUCGGCUUCUACCGGGUCCGUGGAGAGAUCGGGAGUGGAAACUUCUCCAACGUCAAGCUGGGCAUCCACUCCCUCACUAAAGAAGGGAAACCACAUCAAAACAAGGGCAACAACUCAGAAAAGGUAGCGAUUAAAAUCCUGGACAAGACGAAGCUGGACCAGAAGACGCAGCGUCUGCUGUCGAGAGAGAUCUCCAGCAUGGAGAUGCUGCACCACCCCAAUGUGAUUCGGCUGUAUGAGGUUGUGGAGACCCUGUCCAAGCUGCACCUUGUCAUGGAGUACGCAGGAGGAGGGGAGCUCUUUACCAAGAUCAGCACAGAGGGGAGGCUCUCUGACACAGACAGCAGAAUCGUCUUCUCUCAAAUCCUCUCUGCAGUCAAACACAUGCACGAUAGAAGCAUAAUUCACAGAGACCUGAAAGCAGAAAAUGUGUUUUAUACCUGCAACACGUGCGUGAAGGUGGGAGACUUCGGCUUCAGUACCAUCAGCAAGAAGGAAGAGACCCUCAACACGUUCUGUGGCUCCCCGCCUUAUGCAGCCCCUGAACUGUUCAGAGACGAGAACUACGUGGGCGUCUUCGUGGACGUCUGGGCGCUGGGCAUCCUGCUCUUCUUCAUGGUGACUGGCACCAUGCCUUUCAGAGCAGACACUGUAGCUAAGCUGAAGAAGUGCAUUCUGGACGGCACUUAUACCAUCCCCCCUUAUAUCUUAGAGCCCUGCCAGAGACUGAUUCGAGGCAUCCUGCAGCCUGUGCCUGCCAACCGCUACACUAUAGACCACAUCAUGACCAGCGAGUGGCUUCACUCGGUCCAGUUUCCCAAAGCUAUGGAGCCUUUCAAACUGGACCCCAUGUAUCUGGCUGAACCCUGUGACCUGAAGGAAGAGGAGGUGGAAGUUAAAGUGGCUUUGGAGAAUCUGGGCAUCACAGAGGAGCACAUUAGGAACAACCAGGGGAAGGACUCGCGCAGCUCCAUCACUGGAGUUUACCGCAUCAUCCUGCACCGUGUGCAGAAGAGACUAGCAAGGGAGAGCGUGCCCAUUAUCACACAGCUGGAACUCAAAGACUCCAAGAAAGAGAGGCACAAGCCUUAUCGUGAGAUCAGGUACACAUCCAAACUCUGUUCAAUUUUAUAAAUUGAGAAGAUGUCAUUGUCUUUAAUCAUACAGAUUUUGUACUGAAAAUAGAAUGUGUUUUUUUUUCACAAUGUUUGUGUUACAUUUUUGUAAGGUUAAAUUAAUAAAUUGUGUCUCUUAAUUCAA
Molecule: messenger RNA, 2543 nt
Organism: Acipenser ruthenus (sterlet)
Lineage: Eukaryota; Metazoa; Chordata; Actinopteri; Acipenseriformes; Acipenseridae
Product: serine/threonine-protein kinase NIM1-like
Exons: 8
Coding region: 1074-2417 (447 amino acids)
Biological process (GO): protein phosphorylation; microtubule cytoskeleton organization; intracellular signal transduction
Cellular component (GO): cytoplasm
Molecular function (GO): tau-protein kinase activity; ATP binding; protein serine/threonine kinase activity
Source: RefSeq, a predicted model, not a curated record